Ornithorhynchus anatinus (platypus) is the source of this 3375-nucleotide messenger RNA. RefSeq names its product pellino E3 ubiquitin protein ligase family member 2 (gene PELI2). The transcript is spliced from 6 exons. Gene Ontology annotation, molecular function: protein binding; ubiquitin protein ligase activity. Gene Ontology annotation, biological process: regulation of Toll signaling pathway; protein polyubiquitination. The record is from RefSeq and is a predicted model, not a curated record. Lineage: Eukaryota; Metazoa; Chordata; Mammalia; Monotremata; Ornithorhynchidae. The coding region runs from base 27 to 1295 and encodes 422 amino acids.
GGGCGGGGUCGCCCCGCGGCGGCUCCAUGUUCUCCCCGAGCCAGGAGGAGCCCUGCGCCCCCGGAAAGGAGCCCGGCAAGUACGGGGAGCUGGUGGUCUUGGGGUACAACGGGACCCUGCCGAGCGGUGAUCGAGGACGGAGGAAGAGCCGGUUCGCCCUUUACAAGCGGCCCAAGGCUAACGGUGUCCAGCCCAGCACGGUUCACGUGCUCUCCACACCCCAGGCCUCCAAGGCCGUCAGCUGUAAAGGUCAGCACAGUAUCUCAUACACUUUGUCAAGAAACCAGACGGUGGUGGUGGAAUAUAUCCAUGACAAAGACACAGAUAUGUUCCAGGUCGGAAGGUCGACGGAGAGCCCCAUCGACUUCGUCGUGACGGACACGCUGUCCGGCGGCCAGAACGACGCCGACGACGACUCGCAGAUCACGCAGAGUACCAUCUCGCGGUUCGCCUGCCGGAUCGUCUGCGACCGGAACGCCCCCUACACGGCCCGCAUCUUCGCCGCAGGCUUCGACUCCUCCAAAAACAUCUUCCUCGGGGAAAAGGCCGCUAAGUGGAAGAACCCUGACGGCCAUAUGGACGGGUUGACCACAAACGGGGUUCUGGUGAUGCACCCCAGGGGCGGCUUCACCGAAGAGUCCAAACCCGGAGUCUGGAGGGAGAUUUCGGUGUGCGGAGACGUCUACACGCUGCGAGAGACGAGAUCUGCGCAACAGAGGGGAAAGCUGGUCGAGAGCGAGACCAACGUCCUUCAGGACGGCUCCCUGGUGGACCUGUGCGGGGCCACCCUCCUCUGGCGGACGGCCGACGGGCUGCUCCACACCCCGACGCAGAAGCACAUCGAAGCCCUGCGCCGGGAGAUCAACGCCGCCCGCCCCCAGUGCCCCGUGGGGCUCAACACCCUGGCCUUCCCCAGCAUCAGCCGCAAGGAGGUGGUGGAGGAGAAGCAGCCCUGGGCGUACCUCACCUGCGGCCACGUUCACGGGCACCACAACUGGGGCCACCGCAGCGACGCGGAAGCCAACGAGCGCGAGUGCCCCAUGUGCCGGACGGUGGGCCCUUACGUGCCCCUCUGGCUGGGCUGCGAGGCCGGCUUCUACGUCGACGCGGGGCCCCCGACCCACGCCUUCGCCCCCUGCGGCCACGUGUGCUCGGAGAAGUCGGCCAGAUACUGGUCCCAGAUCCCCCUGCCUCACGGCACCCACGCUUUCCACGCCGCCUGCCCCUUCUGUGCGACGCAGCUGGCCGCCGAACACAACUGCAUCAAACUCAUUUUCCAGGGCCCCAUCGACUGAGGCUCCCUGUGCCCCCAUUCCCCGCCGACCCCCGGCCUGUCCCCGGUCACCGGAUUUCCCUUUGGAUCAAUCCUCCCUCCGGGGCAUGGGGGGCCGGGAGUCCCUCGGAUCCGUCAGCGAUGUCGCCUGCUCUCCGGCGACAGAAGCGUUGGCAUCGGCCCAGACCUGAGGCGCUUCUGUAGCGAUCGGGUCGACGGGGUCCUCCAUUUUUUCACCUCAGCUCUCCUGGCGACGUUUGUUCCUGGUGGGUGCUGCCCGGCCCCUAGGUCCGUGUCUUUCAGAUUUAGAAGGCACGUGAGGGCGCGCUGUCCGUGCCCCCUGGAGGGUCCUGUCGGUGCCAGCCGGGUGCCCAGGGUGGGAUGGCCGAGGAGCCGCCUCAGCCCAAUUUGGAACCGGAGAUUGUCUUGGCGCUCCCCUCGGAGGGGCACGGAGAUCCCGCUGGCGGUCGUGUUUUUGGAACUUCAUGCGGUGGAGUGAAAUUUCCUCUCACCUCCCUCCACCCCUGCACCACCGGAGCCCCUUCUAAGGUUAAAACCAGGAAUUUUCCACCCCCUUCCAUCCUCCCUCACUGACGUCCCUACUGCUCCCCUUGUCUGCCCAGAGGGCGGAUCGAAAUGUAGCGACCCUGGCCGAUGAAGCCAACUAAGCCCGGAUGCCGCCUUUCCAGAUUUAGGCAAAUCGAGUCGCUUGUCGAGGUCGGACAGCGGUACCGGGAUAAGCGGCCACUUCCAAGCUCGCGCCCGAGUUUUCUUCCUGGCUUUAGGGUAGCCAAAAUACCACGAGCAGAGGACGGCAAACUGUCGGGAGAUGGGGUUGUGGUUCCGUGGCAGCGUGAGAAGCCUCUGGAAAACGUUUGCGAGCUGGGCAGAAGUGGAGAUGCCAUCCUCAGCUCUCCGUCCCCCAGAAGAGUGUGAACGUGGUCCCCAGCUUGGCAUCGUGGCUCUCGAGCUCGUCCAGGGGCUUUCUCGAGCCGAAUCGUGCCCUCUGUCCCACGGCCUCGCUCCGUCCCGAAUAAUAGCCUUCGUGGCGGCCGUUCUCCUUUGGAAUCAGAUGGGUCUGGGAGGAGCCAAGUGGAGCACGUGACCCAGGAUUGAAGUCCAGUCCGGUCUGACCUUGGCCACCGUCGGGCCUUGGGCGGGGCCUUUGUAGAGAGCUCUGAUUUUGGGCGAUUUUCAUCAGUGUUGGGCUGUCCACCAUCUUCUAGUUAACCUGUCAAUGCUGGACAGGCUGCUGCUUCCCACAGCUCCUUGCGGUAUAAAAUCCAUCCUGUCCGUUCUCUCACAGUAGCUCUACUCUUCCUCCGCCUUUUAGGAAGUGUGUCGGGAGCGGGGACCGUUUGGGAUUGGGAGGGAAGAGGACGGUCAGCGGCAGUAGCGGGCGUUCCCACUCCGAAGCCCCCGGUGCCAUGCUCCGGUUCGCCUCGGUUCGCCAGCGGGCGGGGACGGAGCCAAUCGGGCGGGCCUUGAAGAGGGUCCUGGGGCCUCCUCAGUCGGUCAGAGCCCGGGAUUCAGAUGCCGGUUGUGCUCGUUCCCAAGGCACCGAGGUCAGAAAUGGCUUCCGAGGUCAGAAAUUUUGAGGUCCGAGGGGUGACGAGUCAGCCAAGUGACCCUGUUUUUCAACGCGUCCAAUACACAUCCACUCACACACAAACACCCACCCACCACCUCAACUGCAAAGGAUCAGGUUUACGACCUUGGAAAAAAUAGUUCUCCAAAACUUUCCGAGCCUAGAGGCCACAAAAGGUCAUUGUGUCCAACAACCCCAGUGCUUAGAGUAGUGUCUGGCACAUAAUAAGCGCUUAACAAACACCACUACAAAACCCGUUCAUCAAGCUCAGUGAAGCUCAGACCCCCCCAGUAGCGGGCACAGUGACGCUCAGCUCCCCAGUUCUGUGCACAGAGAAGCUCACAUCCAGAUAAUAAUGAUUACUGUACUUGUUAAGCGCUUACUGUGUGUCAAGCACUGGGCUGUGCUGGGGUAAGAUCAUCAGAUUGAUCACAGUGCUUGCCCCACAUAGGGCUCAUAGACUUAAUCCCCAUUUUACAGAUGAGGUAACUGAGGCAUAGAGAAGUGAAAUGAC